AUGCCCGCAGCAAACCCGGUGUUGAUCCAAGACAUCCCAAGAUCUCGUAAUGAGCCGCCACCAGUAUUUUUGAUCCACGAUGCUAGUGGGCUGCUCACCAGCUACUUCAAAGUCGGAACUUUAGGACGGAAAGUUUACGGAAUAUGGGAUCCCAAGUUCGAUGCGGACGGCAUUGGUGGAUGGCAGAGCGUAAAAGAAAUUGCAGAAGCAUACAUUCGCCUCAUCAAAAGAGUGAUGCUCAGAGGAGAAAUCGUCCUCGGUGGAUGGUCAUUCGGGGGCGUUUUGGCAGUGCAAAUCGCCCACAUGCUAGCCACCUCAGGCCGUGGCCUGCGCGUGUCGAGGAUCAUUCUCAUCGACUCAGUGUACCCUCGCUGCCCUCGUCCUGAAGCGCAAAAGGAGCCAGCAAAGUUGCAUCACGCUCCAGCUCUUCCUGGCAUCAACCAAGAAACCCGCGACAAACUCAUGACGGCCCUAAUGCGAGCGACAUGUCUCUCUGACCAGUGGGACCCUCCGUCAUGGGCGUUGCCGAGGACCGGUGUUCUCGGUACAGCCCGGUCCCGGGAUGUCGACCCGACUCCGCCGCACGCGGUGCUAAUCCGAGCCAAAGACUUGGUGCCCAUGGCGGACCCGGCUGAGAAAUGUCCCCUUGACAGAACUCGGUUCCUGCCUCAACUUGGUUGGGAGGAUAUGCUUAAAGGAUUUGUUGAACAAGUCAUUGAGACUUCUGGUAAUCAUUACAGCGUCUUUGAUCCAGAACACGUAAGUGGUCACUGA
Messenger RNA from Colletotrichum fioriniae, 774 nucleotides. RefSeq lists its product as uncharacterized. NCBI's taxonomy places the organism in Eukaryota, Fungi, Ascomycota, Sordariomycetes, Glomerellales, Glomerellaceae. Gene Ontology annotation, biological process: biosynthetic process. The record is from RefSeq and is a predicted model, not a curated record.